This is a messenger RNA of Drosophila innubila, 5942 nucleotides long. RefSeq names its product maestro heat-like repeat-containing protein family member 1 (gene c11.1). The record is from RefSeq and is a predicted model, not a curated record. NCBI's taxonomy places the organism in Eukaryota, Metazoa, Arthropoda, Insecta, Diptera, Drosophilidae. The transcript is spliced from 8 exons. Bases 674 to 5908 code for a protein of 1744 amino acids. Gene Ontology annotation, cellular component: cytoplasm.
GCUGCCCGCGCGUACCAAAAUAAUUGCAUAAAAAACGCAAAACAAAUGCAUUUUUUAGUGUUUUGAUUUCCAUUGUGUUGAAAUCAAUCGCGCGUGUAGAAGUCGCGUCAGCGUCUGAUUCAUGCCAACGUCACACAUUACCACACUCCUACACAAACACGCACACACAGAGGCAAAGUUCCAUAUACUAAUUGUCGUCAACGCUGCGCUGCGCGGUUGGACAACGACAGAGGCAGCGGCAGUGGCUGCAACCACAAAUAUUGUAUUUAUCAAAAACGUCAUUGGCCAGAGCGGUCGCAUUUCAUAGUUUGUGGCACGGUGUAGCAACAGCGCUAACGGAGGCGUUUGUUUAUUAUUGUUGUUGUUGUUGCAGCAACUGGGCUUAAUAAUUGUGCAUAGUGAUUGAGUAAAAACGCAAAAGAAGCCCUAAAUUGCCCAUAAAAAAACCUUUGCCAAUUGACAACCAAACUUGUUGCUUACAGCUGAGAUAGCGACAAGAACGGAGACGCAGUUGGAGACUGAGACUGCGACUGAGCAGUCGUCAGCGUAAAAUUGUGAAAUUAAAUUUAGCAAGAAACCAAAAGAAAAAUAAUACAAAGAAACCAAUUGGAAAAAGUCAAACAUCUCAGUCAAACUGGAGAAGUGGAAGAGAACACGCAAUUCCACGAAAAAGAUGGAUAAACGCCAGGGCAGUCCAUCGGGCGUUCCAUCAAAUGCAGCGACGCCAGCAGCGGCGUCGACAGCGGCAGCAGCAGCACAAAAUGCCGAUAAACCAACAGUUCUCGAAGGCGUAAUGCACAACAUCUUUGAUAGCUUGACGGACAAGGAUGAGCAAGUGCGUCAGGCGAUGCAACAGGCGAUUGUGAAGAUUGUGGAGACGCAUCCAGUGCGUGCCACACUCAUACUGACUGAAUAUCGCGCCAAGAAUGCCAAAAUGAGCGAACAAACCGUUGCCCUGCUAUUGGAUUGUAUACAUCGUGUAGUUAGAACGGACACGCCGUUACCAACGGCAGCCAAUGAGAAAUUGAUUUUGCUGGCACUGGAGGAGUUGACACGCAACGUGGAUCAACAUGUUCCAUUGGUACAGAAUCCGGCACUGCUUAUACUCGUUUCAAUUGGCCGGGGUGAGGAUUGUUCUCUGGUCGUAGAAUCGCUGCUGACGCACAGUGGUCCCGUUGGCACCGUGCCACACUUUAUGCUGAUGCAGUGCCUCGGCCAAUUGGCUAUGGCCAAUACGGCAGGUCUGGUGCCGCACAUCAAGACGAUAUUGUCACGUUGUCAGCCCCACUUGGGUGGCAUUAAGCAGGAUCAUAUAAAGCUGGCCUAUGCCUACGCAAUUGGCAGAUUCAGUGAAGCCCUCCUGGAGCAUGGAACGAAUACGCCAACGGGGGAAACGAAGGCCUCGGCAAAUUGUGCCAUAGAAAUAAGCGUUGCCUACGAUGUCCUCUUCAAUCAAUGGCUGCAAUCGCGAGAGAUCAAGGUGUGCAUGGAGAUACUCCAGGCAUUGUCCAGCAUGUAUCCAUUGUUGCCCACCGAUCGAAUUCUGGAUCAGGCGCCACGGCUUGUGCCACAAAUAUUGGCACUCUAUCGUCGCAGCGUUGAUCGCAAUGCGGUUACACAGUUCCUAUGCUCGGUGCUCAAAACGAAUCUCUCGCUGGACGCCCAGGUGCUCGAUGGUGUCAUCGAUGCCCUAAUCACACAUCUCUUUGAUCUCGUCUGCGUCUAUCCGGACUAUGAGAAACCGCAGACGGUGAAGGGACACUACGAGGUCUUGCGCUGUUUUCAUCUCUUGGCGGGCAAAUAUGCUGGUAAAAUCAUGGACACACUGCUCAUCCAUUUGCGCACCAACAGCGAAAGGGAAAGAAUUAAAGCGCUGCUUAUCCUGACGCAUCUGCUCAACAGCUGUGCCGUGCAAAUCGAGAGUCGCCUCCAGUCGCUCAUCGAGUGCCUCAAACAAUUGAUUCUCACGGAGCGUAGCGUUAAAAUGAAACUGACGCUGCUGAAGACAAUUGUGGCCUUGGCACAGAAAUCCCUGAUCCGGGACAAGGAAUUUGUGUGGUUUGUGGUGCGACAUAGCUGCAAGUAUAGCAAGAUUAGUCAAGAGCAUGGCACUCUGGAGGAGCAUGCCACAUUGGUGCUCAGCUGUGAGAAUACACUCUUUAUGCUCGCCUCCACCGUGGGCACUUUGGAUGAGCUGCUCAAGCGUGAGUUACUCAAUUAUUUUCUGCUCUUGGAUUAUACGGAUAUUUGUGGGAACUUGGCUAAAUGUUUGGCCAGCUUAUUUGCCAAAUCGCCGCACAUUGAAUACGACAUUGCCAGUGAUGAUGAGCAAAGUGUUCCAGCAGCUGCAGUUGAAGCUGGAUCGGGAACAGGAACGGGAGCAGGAGCAGGAGGAGCAGCUGCUGCUGUCGAGGAUCGUGGUGGUGUAAUUAAACGUGGCAAGGUCAUUGUGCCCAGUGCGGAGAGUAUCUAUGCACGUUGUCUGGCCCUGUUGGGGAAUCAACAGUGCAUCAAGCGCGCCUCGAAUAUACUCAGCUUCCUCAAGUACUAUCAUCCGCAAUUGAAUCCCGCAUUGGAGGAGCUCUGGGAGCGUCGCAUCUCCGACAUGUUGUUGCACAUCAAUAAGCCGGAAGCGUAUCUGCAACAGUUGCAUGACUUUGUGCUCGAGACAAACGAGUUUCUCAACGCACGCGAUGAACACUUUGCCCAACGUUUGGCCAGCAAAUUGGCCGAUCAAAUGUAUUUGUAUCCCAUGCACUUGCCACACUUUGAGUGGCAGCUGCCGGAUUUGAGUGCCGAGCGUGGCAUGCUGCUCCAAGCGGUGGCAUUAACACUCUGCCAGGUCACCGAUGUCGCCUGCAUUCACACAAAGAUCGAUCUGAUUGUGACGACGGCACGCCAGGAGCGUCUCGAUAAGCAUGUCAAGCAUGCGGAAUACGAACGUCGCAUUGAGCCUUGUGCUCGGGCCUUGGGUUACAUUUCUCGUCAGCAUUUGGCGCAUGUUAUCAAAAAGCUAUCGGAACUGGCCCAGAUGGGCGGACGGAAGCAUUCAACUGGUUUCUUUAGCAAUCUUCAUUUCAUCAAGGACACGCACAAGGAGCUGGAGAACUACAAAAGCAAUUUACUUGUUGUAAAAGCCUUUGGCAGAAUUAUGGACGAGGCAGAUCCAUUGCAAUCGUUGCAGCACUUGGACGAUGCCAUGCUUAACUUUCUAAUGAUCCAAUUGGCCGGACAUAAGGAUCAGACCAUCAUGUCGGCCAUUCUUCAAACGCUGCUCAGCAUUUGCAAUCAGCUAAUUGUGACCAAAGAGCAACUUCCAGCGCCUCUGAAGCAUCGCAAGCAAAUCAUGGAGACCGUCUUCAGUAUACCCAUUGAAUCGCCAUUCCACGAUUUGCCAUUGUUGCCAACCAUCUUAAAGUUGGGCACGGAUUUCAUACGCAUCGGCGGCAGCGACAGUUCGGAGUGCGUGGAUGGCAGUGUCAUCUUUGAGAUUGCGUGUAAAAACUUCUUUGGCUGUGCGCAGCAGCUGAAAAUGAAAUUCGAGUCGCAGGAGGAGGAUGAGCACAAUAGUUUUCUGGCCAAGCAUCUGAAUGAAUCGUUACCCCAAUUAAAUGCACUCGUUCGUGUGAUUGUCGAACUGGAUCCGUCACCAUCGACACUCGAUUUAAUUAUUGGCAUACUCGAAUGUUGGAUGAGGGAUAAGAACUCCGAGGUGAGAAUCUGUGCCAGUCACGUGCUGAACAACACCCUCGAAGUGUACAUCAAAUCGAUGAAGAUCGGCGGCUGUGAAGCGCCCUCCAAGUUCAAUCAGACGGGACAAAUGCUGGGCAAGAUUGUGCCCCGUUGCAUCGAUUCAAAUGGAACUGUGCGUCAAGUGUCCGUGGAUAUACUCCAAAAGACACUGGAAAUCGCGUGCAUCUAUGAAACGUUGACCAUCGCCAGCAUCGAUAGCAGUGCCGAGUGGUUGAAGGAAAUUGAAUCGAUCAAAGAACACAUCAUAACCGAUGAGCCCAAGCAGAUCUACAAUCUGGCUGGCGAUAUAGCCAAGAUUAUAGCCCAGCGCAUCUCUAGCUUUCAAUAUCUGCAAUUUUGUAAAACCUUGCUGCAAUCACUGCGUGAUCCGGAACAAAGCUCCACAAUUGGCGCCAGCGUUGUGCUCAAGUUCUUCAUUCAGCAGAAGGGUUCGGAACUAUUCCAUGCGAUCCCCGAUCUGGUCAAAGGAAGCCUCGUGGCAUUGCAACUCUGCGAUGCGCCGCGUGCCAAGUCGGGAGUACUUAAAGCCCUCGUGGCAUUGACAAAGCAUCAUCCCAAGUUGGUUUGCGCCGAGAUGUUGCAACAACCGCUGCCCUAUGAUGAACAUCUCGUGGAAUACUGGCAUCUGGUGUGUAAUGAUCCCGAUUUAACCGGAUUGAUGCUGGACAACUUUCUGCAACUGUUGAGCGGUGCGUGUUUGUCGGAGCCACAGGAUGGAGUGGCAGGAGAUCGACAGAGAUUGGCCAGUGUGCCGCCAUUUGCCAUCUUCUGUGCGCUCCACGAGAUGAUGCCCUGCAAGGAUAUACACAAUCAAUUGGAAACGCGUUUUGCGGACAUGUUUUGUAUGUUAUUGACCUCGCUGUCUAGCUAUACAAAUCUGGGUCCACCAAUGCCAGUGGGAGCACCAUCCAGUCCAAGUCAGCCAAGCAAGUCGUCAAGCAAAUUUGGUUUUGUGCCCAACAAGGAGCUGGUGAAAUUAAAUCCCUGUCAAAUAGCGCUGGAAACUUUUCAGGCAUUCCUCAACAAUCUGGAGAUGGAACAAAUUGCGACGGUGUUGACAGUGAAUAUACAGUUGGCCUCCAGCACGGAUUGGCAUAAUUAUAUCGAGCUAUUGACGCCCAUGGCCAUUGGAUUGUCCAAUCAAUUGCAGUUGAACAGUCCAGCGAUGAGGCAGCUCAUCAAUGCAUUGAGCAAAUAUGUUGCCUCCCCGCACGAUGGACAGCGUGUGGCAGCCGUUGGUCUCUAUUCGCGUUUGGUGCCGCUCAAGCCGUGUGGCGAGUUGGCUGCCACCAUAAUGUUGCAUCUUGGAGCGGCUUUAAGUGAUCCCAAUGCUGUGGUGCGAGGUUUGAGUCUGCAGGGCAUGGGAUAUGUGGGACAACUGGGGGAGCAUGAGGCGCCUCGUUACUCGGAAAUGGCUAUACAGGCGCUGCUCAAGGGCGUCGACGAUACUGUUGGUGAUUGCCUCAUCAAUGUACCGCUGGAGAGCAUGCGGGGAUUGUCACGGAUUCUGCAGGCAUUGCCCAGUGAUCGUGUCGAGCCUUUCCAUGUCUCCCUCGCAAUUAGGAUACGUCCCUUCUUUGGCAGCUACUCGAUGGAGAUGCGUGAGGCUGCCAUCAUCUUAUUUGGGGAUCUCUGUGAGUCCAAACACGACGAUGGCAGCAGUUCACCCACCUCAUCCAUGGAGGCACUGCGAGAACAGCUCUUUGCCAAUCUCUUUCCUCUCCUGCUGCAUCUCAGCGAGAACGAAUCGAGCAUUGCCAGCGCCUGCAAAGGCACCUUGCGUCGUGUCUGUCGCUUGUUGCGCGCCGUUCGAGUCAAUGAGAUGGCCCAGCAGCAGCUCUGCCCGGAUGCGGAUGCACUGCAUCAACUCCAGUACAACAGCUUUGUCGUCGAGUUUGUCAAAGUGAUUGCCUUGGAGCUAACAGAGCAUACCCAGGACUUUGUAGACUCGUGUAUGCCCAAGUUACGCAGCCAAUGGCCCGAAGUGCGAGGCAGUGCAGCCAUUGUAAUUGGCAUAUUGCAUAAUUUCUUGAGCGAACGAAACACACAAACCGAAUCGGUGGCCAACAAGAUUGCCGUGCUGCUCAAGGAUGAGCAUCCCACGGUGCGAAUAAGGGCGGCACAGGCUUUGGGUUACUUUUUUGGAGACAUCUAAAAAUGGACCAAACGACGGUUGAAUUGGGACCAAU